AUGUCUGGCUCAGGUACUACGCCAGAGAGGUCAUCGCAUUUGCUACGCUAUUGAUAGCUCGCACCGGGAGUUGGUGGCCAACAACAACACCAACAACAACACAACCGAUGGACAACACAAUCACGGUUUCGAUACGGAAAUCAUUGACAAUCGGCUGAUUGAUGGCCACUAUCGGCUAAAUGGUUACGAAUCGGAACUGUCCGGCGGUUUAGAGGUGACUAAACCGAAAACCAUUUGGUGGUUUACCCGUAAUCUAUUGCUAACAACCCGACAGUUGACACUAUUGAAAAUUUUUGCUACACUAGUGUACAGUUGGUUUAAUAAGGAUAUUAAACUUCACCGUAUUAUCCAAAGACAACGACCCGAUUUGAUUUUGAUGGACGACUUGCAUACCUUUCCCUCAAUAGUUUAUUCGGGUAUACCCUGGGUCUGGCAGGUUAGCGGCAAUCCGUUAAGCGUUUAUGAUGAUACCGACAUACCGACACCUUUUUUAGGUUUGUCCAAUAGUACGCCGCCUACAUUAAAAUCAACAAUAUUUGGAUUAUUAUAUCGUAGUUAUCUAAUAGUGUUGACAUUACUCUACAAAUUGGGUUAUCUAUUGCGCGGAUAUCCCGCUAAUCCGGAUAAUCGUUAUAUACCUCUAUCACCCUAUUUAAACCUAUGCUACUAUCCGGAGGAACUGGACUAUCCUAUUGCCAACAAUAGUAGUGAUGGACAACAAAAAAAUAUACGUAAACUAAUCUAUCGUAUCGAUACAAUGUGGUCACCAAAGUAUGACCAGUCUAGUGAUGGUAAGACAUCGAUAAUUGGCGAACCAUUGAAACAGUUUAUUGAUGAAAGUCGGGGCAAAAAACUAAUACUAGUAUCGAUGGGAUCCUAUUGUUCAGGCGAUCGGCAAUUUAUGGAUAAACUAAUCGGUAUAUUAGCCAAAACAGAGCACAGGUAUAUAGUGGCUAAAGGCUAUAAUGGCGAUAGUUAUCAGUUGCCGGCAAACAACAUGUAUGGCCAACCGUUUCUACCUCAACGACAACUACUACCUCAUGUGGAUCUACUGGUGACUAAUGCCGGCAACAAUAGUCUAUGCGAAGCACUGGUAUACGGACGGCCAUUGUUAGCCCUACCGCUGUAUUUGGAUCAGUUUGAUAACGGCCAACGUCUACAGGAAAUGGGUUACGGUUUACAAUUGGAUGCACACAACUAUACCGAUGGCGAGCUCAGGGAUGCAUUGGAUAUAUUGCUUAGCGAUAGUCAACUAAAGGAACGUUUGAAUCGGAUAUCCCGGCGAUUGAUUGAAUCCGAUAGACUAGAAAUUGCUGUCAAAAUGAUUGAAAAUUUAGGUCUGGCACCCGUCAAGGGUUUCAGACUCGUCAAGGGUUUCAGACCCGUCAAGGGUUUCAGACCCGUCAAGGAUUACAGACCCGUCAAGGGUUUCAGACCCGUCAAGGGUUACAGACCCGUCAAGGGACACAGUCCCGUCGAGUCGCAGGCCCGUCAAGGGACACAGUCCCGUCAAGGGUUACAGGACAUAAGCUUUGAAAUGGCACUGAGUACCUAUAACACUUCCGCCCCUUCAAGUCUGCAUCUGUCCUCAGAUGCGUAA
Oppia nitens is the source of this 1600-nucleotide messenger RNA. RefSeq lists its product as uncharacterized. The coding region runs from base 377 to 1600 and encodes 407 amino acids. The record is from RefSeq and is a predicted model, not a curated record. Lineage: Eukaryota; Metazoa; Arthropoda; Arachnida; Sarcoptiformes; Oppiidae. Gene Ontology annotation, molecular function: UDP-glycosyltransferase activity. The transcript is spliced from 5 exons.